CAGAUCCGACGUUGUCAACACAGAGGGGAUCGACCAGCAACUUCGUUUCUUAAUUCUCUUUCAAAUGACACCUGAUCUACGCACGCACAAAUCUGCUACUCCUCACCUUCACAUCUAAAGGACCGAUCCGAACAAUUAUCAAAUUUAGGGCUCCGAAUUCUCAGAUCUAAGCGGAGCGAAGAUGUUGACGAAGUUUGAAACCAAAAGCAAUAGAGUGAAAGGCCUAAGUUUCCACAGCAAGAGACCAUGGAUCUUGGCUAGUCUUCACAGCGGUGUGAUCCAACUAUGGGAUUACAGAAUGGGAACUCUCAUCGAUCGAUUUGACGAGCAUGAUGGCCCCGUUCGUGGCGUUCAUUUUCACAAAUCACAACCUCUUUUCGUCUCCGGAGGAGAUGAUUACAAGAUCAAAGUAUGGAACUACAAACUCCAUAGAUGUUUGUUCACACUUCUUGGGCAUCUUGAUUACAUUCGGACAGUUCAAUUCCACCAUGAGUACCCAUGGAUUGUUAGUGCAAGUGAUGAUCAAACAAUCAGGAUAUGGAAUUGGCAGUCUCGUACUUGUAUCUCUGUUUUGACAGGACACAAUCACUAUGUAAUGUGUGCUUUAUUCCAUCCAAAAGAAGACCUUGUUGUAUCAGCAUCAUUAGAUCAAACUGUUAGGGUUUGGGACAUUGGUGCUCUGAGGAAGAAAACAGUUUCUCCUGCUGAUGACAUUCUUCGUUUAGGUCAAAUGAAUACAGAUUUCUUCGGUGGGGUUGAUGCUGUUGUAAAAUAUGUCUUAGAGGGUCAUGAUAGAGGAGUGAAUUGGGCUUCUUUUCAUCCCACUCUCCCUCUUAUUGUCUCAGGAGCUGAUGAUCGCCAAGUCAAGAUCUGGCGAAUGAAUGACACAAAGGCUUGGGAAGUAGACACAUUAAGAGGUCACAUGAACAACGUGUCAUGUGUUCUUUUUCACUCAAAACAAGACAUCAUCGUAUCGAAUUCAGAGGAUAAAAGCAUACGAGUAUGGGAUGCUACAAAAAGAACAGGCCUUCAAACUUUUCGCAGGGAGCAUGAUAGAUUCUGGAUUCUUGGGUGUCACCCUGAAAUGAAUCUUCUUGCAGCAGGACACGAUAGUGGCAUGAUAGUUUUCAAAUUAGAAAGAGAACGCCCUGCUUUCUCUGUUAGUAGUGAUUCUCUUUUCUACAUCAAAGAUCGUUUUCUUCGUUUCUAUGAGUACUCAACUCAAAAAGAAACUCAAAUCCUUCCAAUCCGAAGGCCAGGAUCAGUCAGUUUAAACCAGGGCCCACGAACCCUUUCUUACAGCCCUACAGAAAACGCAGUCUUAAUCUGUUCAGAAGCAGAAGGCGGAUCAUACGAACUCUACAUUGUCCCUAAAGAUAGCUUCUCAAGAGGCGACACAGUUCAAGAAGCAAAAAGAGGACUUGGUGGCUCUGCAAUCUUCAUAGCUCGCAAUCGAUUUGCAGUUCUUGAAAAGAGCACCAAUCAAGUGUUGGUGAAAAACUUAAAAAAUGAAAUUGUGAAAAAGAGUGCUCUUCCAGUUGCUUCUGAUGCUAUCUUCUACGCGGGUAAAGGUAAUUUACUAUGUCGAGCGGAGGACAGAGUCGUCAUUUUCGACCUUCAACAACGUUUAAUCCUCGGGGAUCUUCAAACUUCUUUUGUAAGGUACGUUGUUUGGUCAAAUGACAUGGAGAAUGUUGCGUUGUUGAGUAAGCAUUCGAUAAUCAUAGCUGAUAAAAAACUCACUCAUCGAUGCACUCUUCAUGAAACAAUCCGUGUCAAAAGUGGUUCAUGGGAUGAUAAUGGUGUGUUCAUAUACACAACAUUAACACACAUCAAAUACUGUUUACCCAAUGGCGAUAGUGGAAUUAUAAAGACACUCGAUGUCCCUUUAUACAUCACAAAAAUAUUCGGAAACACAAUCUUUUGUCUCGAUCGAGAUGGAAAAAAUCGGCCAAUUGUUAUCGAUUCAACCGAAUAUAUCUUCAAGUUGUCUUUGUUGAAAAAGAGAUAUGAUCAUGUCAUGAGCAUGAUAAGAAACUCAGAGCUAUGCGGACAAGCUAUGAUCGCGUAUCUUCAACAAAAAGGUUUUCCCGAAGUUGCCCUUCAUUUUGUAAAAGACGAAAGAACCCGUUUCAAUUUAGCAUUAGAAAGUGGGAACAUACAAAUAGCUGUUGCUUCCGCUAAAGAGAUAGAUGAAAAAGAUCAUUGGUAUAGGCUAGGUGUUGAAGCACUUCGCCAGGGUAAUUCUGGAAUUGUGGAAUACGCGUAUCAGAGGACGAAAAACUUCGAGAGGCUUUCGUUUUUGUAUCUCAUCACAGGAAAUUUAGAUAAAUUAUCUAAAAUGAUGAAAAUUGCGGAAGUGAAAAACGAUGUCAUGGGUCAGUUUCAUAACGCGUUGUAUUUAGGCGAUGUGAAGGAACGAAUCAAGAUUUUGGAAAAUGUUGGGCAUUUGCCAUUGGCGUAUGCUACUGCUAAAACCCAUGGGUUGACUGAUCUUGCUGAAGAGCUUUCUGUUAAACUUGAACACAAUGUUCCAAUUUUACCCUCGGGGAAAUCCGGUUCCCUUUUGGUCCCACCAACUCCUGUCCUAUGUGGCGGUGACUGGCCGUUGUUGAGAGUCAUGAAAGGAAUCUUUGAAGGUGGUCUUGAUAAUGUUGCACAGGAAGAGUACGAAGACGCUGCGGAUGCCGAUUGGGGUGAAGGUUUGAAUAUUGCUGACGUGGACGACACCCAGAAUGGUGACAUCAGCGUCGUUGUGGAAGAAGGCGAAGAACAAAACGAAGAUAACGAAGAGGGUGGUUGGGGUCUAGAAGAUAUCGAACUUCCGGUAGACACUGACACACCUAAAACCGCCACCAUCCGCUCAACCGCAUUCGUGGCACCGCCACCUGGCAUGCCCGUGAGCCAAAUCUGGGUUCAAAAAUCAUCGCUGGCCGCCGAACACGUGGCAGCCGGGAACUUCGACACCGCCAUGCGGUUAUUAACCCGCCAGCUUGGCAUCAAAAACUUCACACCGUUAAAAUCUCUAUUCAUGGAUCUCCACACGGGAAGCCAUAGUUUCCUACGCGCGUUCUCAUCAGCUCCUGUCGUCUCACUCGCCAUCGAAAGAAACUGGAGCGAGUCAACAAUCCCAAACGUCCGGGCCCCACCCGCACUCGUGUUUACCUUCUCUCAAUUAGAAGAAAAGCUAAAAUCCGGUUACAAAGCCACAACUACCGGGAAAUUCACCGAAGCAUUACGCGUUUUCCUCAACAUUCUCCAUACGAUUCCUUUGAUUGUUGUGGAGUCACGUAGAGAAGUUGAUGAAGUCAAAGAGUUGAUUAUAAUCGUGAAGGAAUACGUUUUGGGUUUACAAAUGGAGUUAAAAAGAAGGGAAACGAAAGACAACCCUAUUCGCCAACAAGAAUUAGCAGCUUAUUUCACUCAUUGUAACCUUCAGUUACCUCACUUGAGGCUCGCGUUGAUGAACGCGAUGACUGUGUGUUACAAAGCGGGGAAUCUGAUCACCGCGUCGAAUUUUGCGAGGCGAAUAUUGGAGACAAACCCGGCGGAAAACCAAGCGAAAACAGCGCGUUCGGUUAUGCAAGCUGCUGAGAGGAAUAUGAAGGAUUCGUCGGAGUUGAAUUAUGAUUUUAGGAAUCCGUUUGUUGUUUGUGGGGCCACUUAUGUUCCGAUUUAUCGUGGGCAGAAGGAUGCGUUGUGUCCGUAUUGUAGUUCGCAUUUUGUUGUUUCACAGGAAGGAAAGAUUUGUAGUGUUUGUGAUCUUGCGGUGGUGGGAUCUGAUGCUUCGGGUUUACUGUGUUCUCCUGCGCAGAUCAGAUGAUUUGUAACUUCUUCCAUGUAUUCAGUUGGAGGUAGUGUGUAAAAUGAGUUGGGGGUUCUUUGUAGAGCUGUUGCUGUUGCUGCUGGUGUUUUAUGAUAUAUGUAGGUUUUCAAUACUUGUCUAGUAAAAGCCGAUACUAGAUCUUAUUGUUUUUUUCGAGGUUUUCUUUCUGUUGCUAAAAGAGCUUGGAUGCUAUUUUACUAUUUUUUUUUGAGAGAUUGAUUAUACACACUGUUUUGGUUGUU
Messenger RNA from Lactuca sativa (garden lettuce), 4068 nucleotides. RefSeq names its product coatomer subunit alpha-1. Lineage: Eukaryota; Viridiplantae; Streptophyta; Magnoliopsida; Asterales; Asteraceae. Gene Ontology annotation, biological process: intra-Golgi vesicle-mediated transport; endoplasmic reticulum to Golgi vesicle-mediated transport; intracellular protein transport. Gene Ontology annotation, cellular component: COPI vesicle coat. Gene Ontology annotation, molecular function: protein binding; structural molecule activity. The record is from RefSeq and is a predicted model, not a curated record.